AUGAAGCUCGUUCCAACCAAGGCGUCGACCGACAUUGGCGAAGAUGCCGUUACUCUCCUACCUGAGGACUCAGAGGACAUGUGGCAUGCCUACAACCUCAUCAGCCCCGGCGACCUCGUCAUGGCGCAUGCCGUGCGGAAAGUCGUACAAGAGACCAAGACCGGCAGCACCAUUUCUGAGCGAGUCCACACCGUCCUUGCGAUCCAAGUCAAGAGCACCUUCUUCGACCCCAUCGUUGGCCAACUUCAGGUCAGCGGCACCGUCAAAUCCGAGAAUGCCUACGUCAGCCUCGGCCAAUACCACACUCUCGAUCUCGAGGUCUCGCGCCCCUUCACGAUAAGCAAGCCCGAGGGCUGGGAUUCGGUCGCCAAGGAUACACUGUCCGAGAGUCUGUCGGAUGACAAGGACGGCGCCAUGGCCGCCGUUGUCAUGCAGGAGGGCAUCGCCAACAUUUGCCUCAUCAGCCAGUUUCGCACUGUCAUCAAGCAGCGCGUCGAGAGCGUCAUCCCCAAGAAGCGAAGCGCCGCCUCCGAAACAUCUCAGGGAAUGAGGCGCUUCUACGACAAGACCCUGACCGCCCUUCUCCGAACCGUCAACUUCGACACGCCCAGGCCGCUCUUGCUAGCGAGUCCGGGAUUUGUCGCGGCCGAUUUCAAAAAGUAUAUUGCGGACGAGGGAAGAGACAAGUCGGACAAGAAGCUGUCAGGGAUCGCCAAGGAGGCCAUCGUCAUCCAUACAAAUUCGGGCCAUGUGCACAGUCUGAACGAGGUCUUGAAGAGCCCGGAGAUGGGCACCAAGCUGAAGGACUUCAAGUUUACAAAGGAGACCAAGUUGAUGGAUCAGUUCUUUGACAGGCUACGACUGGAAGACGGACGGGCGUGGUACGGAGCCUCGGCUGUGGCCAAGGCCGUCAACGAGGGUGCCAUCGGCCCCGGCGGCGGCGUCCUCAUCAUGAACAACUCCUUGUUCCGCAGCUCUGACAUCCCGACAAGGAAAAAAUACGUGGCGCUGGUGGACAAGGUAAGGGCAGACGGUGGCGAUGUCAGAAUCCUUAGCAGCGAUCACGAGAGCGGCCAGAGACUCGACAUGCUAGGCAGCAUCGCCGCCAUCCUGUCAUACCCGAUCCACGAUUUGGACGAGGACGAGGACGAGGACGACGGGGAGACAGCAGCCGGAGAUGCGGGCGGAGAGACAAUUAUAUGA
Colletotrichum higginsianum IMI 349063 is the source of this 1203-nucleotide messenger RNA. RefSeq names its product Protein DOM34-like protein. The record is from RefSeq and is a predicted model, not a curated record. The transcript is spliced from 2 exons. The coding region runs from base 1 to 1203 and encodes 400 amino acids. Gene Ontology annotation, biological process: RNA surveillance; ribosome disassembly; nonfunctional rRNA decay. Gene Ontology annotation, cellular component: cytoplasm. NCBI's taxonomy places the organism in Eukaryota, Fungi, Ascomycota, Sordariomycetes, Glomerellales, Glomerellaceae.